UGCUUAGCAACAAGCAUUCGCGAGCCCCCGCUAGCUUCUCAGCACCAGCGUAGCAAGCUGGACCUUUUAGCUUACCAAAGAUAGGGAUGUUUUUACACACAGUUCAUGGAGUGAGAAUUCACCCAGCUCUAGAUGCUGAAUAAUUUUUUAUUCGCCACUAUAACAGGCGACAUAUUUUGUUCUGUUUUCUUGUCAGACAGAAAUCGUUAACGCCCAGGGAAUUCUCUCCGAAAAGUGGCUAACCUAGGCAAGGUAACCUUAGCGCCGUAGUCUCUCCACUGGCUGCGAAGAGGAACAGAUCGAGGACGUGGAUAUGUCAUUGUGGGUGAGCUGGCCGGUUAGCUGACCUAAUGCUGGUGGAGACGUUUUAACUGGAUCUUACAGUUGGUGCAUGUUUGCGUCAUAUCGUUGAAUCCACUGAGUGCAACUAAGCAAAGCAGCCACCAUGUUGGAAGAGGACAUGGAGGUGGCCAUCAAAGUGGUCGUGGUCGGCAACGGAGCCGUUGGCAAGUCCAGCAUGAUCCAGCGUUACUGCAAAGGCAUUUUCACAAAGGACUACAAAAAGACAAUCGGGGUGGACUUUCUAGAAAGACAGAUUAUAGUAAAUGGUGAGGAGGUUCGACUGAUGCUGUGGGACACUGCUGGGCAAGAAGAGUUUGACGCCAUUACCAAGGCUUACUACAGAGGUGCCCAGGCCUGUGUGCUAGUCUUCUCUACAACAGACCGCGAGUCGUACCAGGCCAUCGACAACUGGAGGGAGAAGGUGGAGGCAGAGGUUGGAAACAUUCCAACAGUCCUCGUGCAGAAUAAAAUUGAUCUCCUGGAAGAAACUGUAAUAAAAAAUGAAGAGGCGGAAGCUUUGGCUAAAAGACUUAAACUGAGAUUUUAUCGUGCAUCUGUGAAAGAGGAUCUGAAUGUCAAUGAGGUUUUCAAGUACUUGGCUGAGAAAUAUCUCCAGAGACUCAAACAACAAACAGCAGAGGAAACAGAGGUGAUCCACUCUACGAGCAAUAAAAUAGGUGUUUUCAAUACCUCUAGUAGUAAUGUAACCAACCAGAGCUCCAGCAAUGGGAGAGAAGUCAUCACUUUACGACCCAAUAAACAGAGGACCAAGAAGAGCAAGAACCCUUUUGGAGGCUGCAGUCUGUUCUAGAAAACAUUUCCUACAAUUUAGCUUUUGAUUUCAGCGACUUACGUUUCUGUUUAAGAUGACAUCAGUCAUUGUUGUAUUACCUGGAGGUAAGCCCACAAAGACUGGGAAUGUCAAUAUAACACCAUUUUCAGUUCUUUGUUGAUUUUGCACCUUUUGUGCAGCUGUUGCUCCUCCCAUUGUGAUUGCCUUAAAUAACGGCAACAACUGCAGUUUUCUUUUGUGUCCCUAAUAAAUUAUAUAUUUGAUUGUUAGUGGAUUUUUCCCCUCAAAACUGUCUUCACGUAUAGAAAUUGUCCAGAUGUGUUGAAGCAGAAGUUGCACUCAGACUCUGGAAAUAUUUCUUCCAGUAUGUAAAUUUUAUUUACAGCUACUCAUUGCGGUGUUUCACAUGAAUGCUGUGCAAUAUAUUUGCAUGUAUUGUAAAAGAUACACAGAUUAUUUUGUACCAUAUUUUUCUAGCAAUUAACAGAAUAUGGUUCAAACUAUUACUGUUUAUCCCUGACAGAUCCAGAGGUAAAUUGUAUUUUUGUAUUAAGCACAACAGUGUUGAGUGAUUACUACGUGCCAAAUUUACUCUCAACGAGUCUUUGUUGAAGAUCACAUUUCAGUGAUUUGGAUGGAACCUCAAUUUUUUAGAAAACUCUCCUCUGAAUUAACAAUUGAUAAUCAAGAAUUACACAAAAUUAUUCCUUUUUUUGUAGACUUUUAGUAAAUGUAACGUUUAUUUAGAUGAUAAAUUAGUGAUGCUCAACUCUUUGAGUCCUAUGAUAUAAAUUACAAUUAGCGACACUAUAUUCUCAUUGCAGGGAUUUACCUUUUACAUCUUUAUUUUUUUUUUAAAUCAUUGAAUUUAUUUAGCUGUAAAUACUGAAUAUUGGUGACACUAUAGAUUCAAGAGGAAAUUAUUUUAAUUCUAACAUUACAGAUAUUCAGGCAUAAGCUUACUUGAUUAAAAGGCCACUGCUUAAUGACAUCUGUGGCACUAAGUCUGUAACAGAAUGUAAAACCAUGACUCUCAAAGUGUCACAAGCCGGCCAUUAGGACAGGAGAUUAAAGUGUUUAUGUUCUUGUCUUUGCCUGAAAGUAAAAGAACAUGAGGAUAUUGACCUAAGACUAUGUUUAUGCCUUUUUUUUUGUAUCAAGCCUUUCAGUUUUUUUUUUUUCUUUUGCAAACCUGUUCAUCAAGUACAAAAGAUUAUGCGAUGAUAUAAUCUGGUAUUAUAACCAGAAUCAAAGCAAACAUUUGCAUUCUACAUGCAACUACAUCUGUAAGUCUUAUGAUAAUACCAAUGUAUGCAUGUUUUGUUUUUAGUUUUUCAAUCAAAUUUUCUCACGUAUUUAAUCCUCAUCUUUAUGAUGAAUUCUGAAAAUACAAAAAGGUGCUAAUUGUGUUCCACAGUCACAUGGUACUGAAAGUGUCCUGAAAGAUUCAAGUUUUGUUUUUUUGUUUUUCUCCACAUUGGCUUCAUGUGAAGUGUAUGUUAUUUAUAUAUACAAAAUGCAUGCAAGCCUUUGUUUCACAUCAGUGAAUGUUCAACAAUGUUUACAUUAACAACUCGUAAGCAUUUUAAUCCCAUCUCUUCCCACUUGUGUGAAACUGCCUACACAGUAAAUCUGUAAAGAAAAAUAACACUCCUUAAACCGUUUUUUUUUUUGUUUGUUUGUUUGUUUUUUUUGUUUUUCUGUUUGGACAUUGUUUACUUUAUUAGUAACAUCAUGACUGAAUGACUUUUGUGCACUUUAUCAUUUAGAUGAAAUUAAGUCUUAAAACAUUAAUAAUUACUAUUCAUAUGUAUUGUUACUCAGGUGGAAUAAUAUCUCUGCUUUACUUGUAUUCUGCUUUUCUCUCACAUCUACCUUGGUAAACCAAAUUGACACAUUUAAACAAACUGACACGUACCAGUAUGUUGGAGGUUAAGGUAUGGCACUCAGACGUGCACCAGACGUUAUUUUUGGGGAAAGUAUUUGUUGGAAAAUUGACAACUAAAAAUGUUUUUUUUUCCA
Poeciliopsis prolifica (blackstripe livebearer) is the source of this 3157-nucleotide messenger RNA. RefSeq names its product RAB23, member RAS oncogene family (gene rab23). The record is from RefSeq and is a predicted model, not a curated record. Gene Ontology annotation, molecular function: GTPase activity; GTP binding. The transcript is spliced from 7 exons. NCBI's taxonomy places the organism in Eukaryota, Metazoa, Chordata, Actinopteri, Cyprinodontiformes, Poeciliidae. The coding region runs from base 446 to 1153 and encodes 235 amino acids.